Xiphophorus hellerii (green swordtail) is the source of this 2121-nucleotide messenger RNA. RefSeq names its product trafficking regulator of GLUT4 (SLC2A4) 1b (gene trarg1b). Bases 639 to 1301 code for a protein of 220 amino acids. The record is from RefSeq and is a predicted model, not a curated record. The transcript has 3 exons. Gene Ontology annotation, cellular component: membrane. Lineage: Eukaryota; Metazoa; Chordata; Actinopteri; Cyprinodontiformes; Poeciliidae.
CAAAAACCUGAGUUUGCAACCCUCAUUUUAAGAAACAAUGGAGCAGCUGCUCCACUUUUGUCACAUUUCAGGUGUAAAUAUAUGAAAUAGAACAGACUGGUCCUUACCGAAAUACAUAGCUCAUGCUUUUAAAAACAAGAAUGCUAUAAACAUUUAGCAAAGGCUUUAUUGAACUCAUAAAACCAAAGAUUUUCACAGGUCAUCUGAGGUUCCUCCACUUAAAAACCUCAAUAAGGCCAAACUUCGCAGUAGUUUCUCAGUCAGCAGAUCGUAAAUAUAUUGAAAGGUUUGUGAUUCCGCGUCCGCUCUCUUUCCUUUCUCCAUUACACGCACUUGGCCGCGUCCUGGCUGCUGAUCUGGCUGCUGCCGCCGCGCGUAAAUGGAAUGCUUUUACGCACCGCGCGCGUUCACUUUAAAGGAGGUUUAAUCGCUUUUUUUGCCAUUCCCAUGCCUCGCCUGGUGCUUAAGUAGGGCUCCUGCGCUGGUGAUGCGCCGAGGAUGUGAGGAAUGGAUGCUGUAAUACCUCACAAAGCUAACACCAGAGGGUGGGGGUAAAAAGCGAGGCGUGCGUCACCGGCAACUAAACGCCAGAGGGACAGAGACAUCAAUAACAUCGCGUUCAUCAAUAAGGAAUCUGGAUGGAGUUAGACGGUUUAUUAAAUAGGCCGCUCUCUGAAUUUGAACGCUUUAAUGUGAUGACCCCCCAAGGAGAACAACUGAGGGAAGACUUACUAGGACCUCCAUCCUACCGCUCGGUGAUGGCUAUCAACACUGAUGCCGCUUUCGAGAAGAGUGGCCUGGGCGAGAGGGAAGUCUCCAACUUAACCGACUUCCAGGACACCGAGAAGCUGCUGAGCAAAACCCCCGCCGAUCCGACCGGGGAGAGCAACCUCAAACCCUCCGACUCCUUCCCUCUGAACACCAGAAGCAGCGUCCGCUCCCUGGACGCGGAGCAGAACGGACGCCGGUCCCCGCUGAAGUCGGGAUCCAUCGGGCAGCUGACGGCCCCACCCAGAUCUACUUCCCGGCUCAGCCUGGGCCAGCUCUCCUCCCCGGUUCCACCGGGAUCCGAGCCGCCCAGUUACCUCUGGCUGGCCGUGGUGUCCUGCUUCUGCCCUGGAGUGCCGUUCAAUGUCUGCGCCUUGUGGUACGCGAAUGUGUCGAGGUCAGUUCUCCACACGGGAGAUAUCGAGGGAGCAAGAAAGUAUGGGCGUCGAUCAAUGCUGCUCAGUGUUCUGGCGAUGCUGACGGGUGUGGUUGUAAUCAUCUUCAUAGUGCUUACAAUAGAGGCCCAACAAUGAAUCAAGGCGGAUGGAAACAGUUUCCCUUAACUUCUCCAGAUCUCUAAAUUGCACAGAGGAAAGAGGAUCUCAGAUUGAAGACAGAAGGAAGCACAAAAUAUGAGCUGAAAAAAGUCUGAAGGAAUUCCAAUGUGCACAUUUUUUUUUGUUCAGUUUUUCUGCUGUGGACCAAAAAAGAAAAAAAAGUAUGAAGAAAGAUGAUGUGUGUCAUUCGUCCUUUUCAGGAAACGCUCCUGCUUGAUAACCCCACAAACUCAGGAAUAAAGGAAUGAGGAGAAAUCCUUUCAGAAACCAAACUAGACGGACUUUAAGAGGAAUUUAAGGACUCCCAUAAGAACGAGUGUAAUAGAGUGAAGAUAAAGAAAUGAAAGAGAAAGCAAACCCUGCCUGCUGUUUAAAAAAAUCUGCUACAAUCAACUGGACUUUUAUGGCUGAAGGGAAAAAAAUCUGUUUACAAAAAGUUUAAAAUGGAGAUGCACCGAUAAAGAUUUCUGUUUUCAGGUCUGAACUUUAGAUUUCCUGCAUUUUAUUCUGCAGGUUCUUUCAUAUUUUUAAUAGUUCUGACUCCUAAAAGCUCGGCUUGGUUGGCUGAUGCUUUCAUAGCCACAACUUUCGACUUGUGGGCCAAAUAAUUAAGUUAAAAGCAAAAAUAUAUUUAUCCAAUUAAAAAAGGCAAGAAUAUUCCUACUAAAUAAACUAGAAAAGUAAUAUUUUAAUGAAACUAUAUGAGUUCAGGAAUAGGCUUUAUGUCACUUCCAUCCAUCCAUCCAUUUUCUAACACCUUUGUCCCUAAUGGGGUCGGGAGGGUUGCUGGUGCCUC